AUGCCUACACCACUUCCUUCGAGUUUUGCUUCGGCUGCCGCUGGUAACACCCAGGACCCCAGUCGGAGAGGGGAUGCCAGCACUGGUGGAGAAUGGUCGCGAUCCCGCAUGAAUGGAGCUACGCAGACCUUCCGGCGCCCCUCGGUGGCUACCAACCCUUCGCACACUCGCGACAGUAGCCAACUUGCUUCCGCUUCGACACCUACUGCCUCCGGGGCCUAUGUCCCUCCUCACCUGAGCUCAAAUACCAUGUCUACUGUGCUGCGCAACGGCGAUGCCCGAUACUCCAAGGAGCAACUCCUAGAUUUGUACAAGGCACAACGGGACACCGGCUCUUUGAACAAGCAUGUAGAGGACUACUUUGUGGCUGACUGGGACCCUCACACUGUUUCAACUCCUAUGAAUGGAGCGUGGGGAAAGCGGGAGGACCACAAGACCUCCGCAGGCCCCGAGGUGUGUUGGGAUCAUGGCGGCCAGGCCGAGCCCUUGGGACUGACUGAUAUGUCCGACGGGGAAAAGGAGUUGUUUUCCGCUUCGGUCAACUCUCCUCUCAAGCCGCCACCCACCAAUGCCGGCAAGGAGAAUGCAAACCCAGGCACCACAGGUCGCAAAUCGUCCAUUUCCUAUACUCAAGGCCACAUCAAUAACUACAACACCUCUUCCCCGAACGCUGCCCGCCCGAGCGCUCGCCGCCGUGAGACUGGGGAGUCGGUGGGUAAUCCUAUGUCACCUACCGGGACCAACACCCGGUUCUUCCGCGAUGAAGCCAAUACAUCCACCCCUCCCCCCGCCCUUCUCCGUCGCAAGACCGAUUUCCGCGAACCGAAUGCCAAGGAUGAGAAGCCAAAGGAAGGUGGCGUUGAAGCCGCUUCUCCUUUCGGUAGUCUGAAGCGCAGCUCCACCAAUCCUUUGAACACGGCCAUCGGUGGACCUAGCUCGCCUUGGGGCUCUGCAUCGGCGUCACACAAUGCCAAUUUCUCUCCGAUGGGUGCAUUUGGUGCCUUCUCGCUGGGUUCGAACACUGCGCAGACUCCCACCACCGAGAAGAAAGCUGGGUUUGGAAGUCUUCGUGGAGAAAGCAGGUUCAAAGAUCUGCUCUCUAAGGAGGGUCCGGAGGAUAUUCCAGGCUCGGCAAAGGAGAAGCCCCUGGGCAACCUUGAGCGACUCACCGAAGAAGAUAGUGAUAAGCGCGCGCAAUCCCCAUGGGGAGAUGCCGUCAAAACCCGUGCUAGCCGAAGUGAGACCAAUCCAUUUGACGAGCCUCGUAGCGGCAGUGCUGCUCUUGGCGGAUCUCAGGACGUUGAAGCUCCGUCUCAAGCUGAUCUUGGAUUCGGCGCCUUUGGCAUGACCUCGAGCAUUCCUGGUUUCCGUGAGCUGAUGCAGAGUCAAGAGAAUUCUCGAAACCCGACUCCUAGCCUCCUCCAAGGCCAUGAGCCUACCAGCCCGACCAACACAAACCCUUACCAAAGCCCUCACGGUGAUCGGACCGUGGCAGAUGCGGAGGAUGUCGACACUGAUGGAUCGGAUAUUCAGCACCCACAACACCCUGGCCUUACCGGCCUGCGUGAUCCGUCCAACCCAUUCGGAUCGAUGAGACGGGUUGGCUCAGGAAUGGAUCUCCCCACCAUUGACCGCAGCCAAAACUCCAGCGUCAACGCCAAUCGAAACUUCCCUGGCCUCGGUGGCCUGGGCGGUCUCUCAGGCCUUGGUGGACCGUCAGGCCUUGGUGGACCGUCAGGCUGGCCAUCCAGCGAUGCCAUUGGCACCCCAACCCGUGAGCGUUCAGCGUUUGUAGGUGGCUUCGGUGAUCCUAUCUUUGGCUCCAUGGGCGGGUUGCAGUCUCCUAGCCUGUCGACGCUUGGAGGUGGCGGACUCUUCAGCCCACAUGCCGGCCUCUCGGGUACCGCUAGCAUCGGUCGCUCGAGCAAGCUGGGCGCGCUCUUCUCUGGAAUGGCAGAGGAGCAAGCUCGUUCAGAGUCCGUAGGCUUAGAACAGGGUGAUGCCCAGCAGGGUGGACAAGCAAGCAAGCCUGGCUCCAACUCUGCUUCCCAGACCCCUGUCUCUGCCGUCGGCUCUAUCCCUGCUAAUCUCACCCACGACCCAACCCAGGCUCCUACUCCUGGUGGCUCUAUCUCUGCCGCUCAGCAACGAACUAUGGUCAUGCCGGAUCGGAUGCGCUGGAUCUACCGCGAUCCACAGGGUAACAUUCAAGGCCCGUGGACUGGUCUAGAGAUGCACGACUGGUUCAAGGCUGGAUUCUUCAGCCCCGACUUGCAGAUCAAGAAACUGGAGGAUGGGGAGUUUGAGCCACUGGCUCAGCUGGUUCGUCGUAUUGGCAACUCGCGCGAGCCCUUCCUUGUGCCUCAAAUUGGCAUCCCCCAUGGCCCCGAGCCUGCACCCGGUCAAUGGCAGAAUCCCAACCAGGGUUCGGCUCAGCCUCCGUUCCCCGGCAGCUUCCCCAGCUUUGGUACUACCCUGACCGCGGAGCAGCAAAAUGCCCUCGAGCGACGGAAGCAGGAGGAGCAGUACCUCAUGGCCCGACAGAAAGAGCAUCUUGCUCAGCAGCAGGCUAUCAUGAAGCAGAUGCAGGUUCCUGGCGCUCCCCCGACUCUGCAGCCCCAGCUUCAGCAUCAAUCCAGUGCCCACAGUCUCCACAGCCAGCCCAGCUUCGGUAGCAUCACCUCUCCCGCUGCUUACCAGCCCUCCCCGAUCCAAGCUCCCAUUCAGGGACAGCAGCAAUCCCCAGGCAUGCCCGGUUUCUUUGAUGCCGCCGCUUCCCUCCGACCGGGCGGUCUGCCUAAUGUUCUCCCCGGAAUGCUUGGAACCGAGCUUGGUUCCCAAGAUCAGCUCCCGGCCCUUCUUGACCGUUUGAACGUUGGUCGCCAGGAUCCGUUUGCAUUCGGCGCUGCUGGCUCGUUCUCUGCGCGCCAGCCGGAUAGCUUCCUCCACUCACAGCAGGUGGCGUCUAUGCUCCAGGACCGCGCUCAAUUGCAGCAGGAGCAGGAUGAUUUCGACAAGGCCAAUGCCAAUGACCCCUUUGACCAGGAGGCCCGUGAGGAGCGUCUGCGUCAGUUCCAUGCGAUGAGAGCCCAGGAGGGAGAGCUGGGUAUGCGCACCGCUGACGGACUGCCUACUCACCCUGCCGCUGCUCUGGAGCACGACGUGGAGUCCUUGGCUACUGAUGGUGCCGAGGAACUGGAAGUUGCUGCUUCGGAGCCCGCCCUGACUCUGUCUCAGCAAAUCCAUAAGGCAGCCUCUGCUCAGCGUCAACAGCAGCAGCAUGAGCAAGAACAGGAGCAAGAGCAACAGAAUCAGUCUGUCCCCGAAUCUGCCUGGGCUAAGAUUGAUCAUGCUAUGCCUCAGCCCUUCCCCCCACCUCCCUCCGCCUCCCCUCUGCCUGCCCCCGCUGCCCAGCGCAACCGCCAGAAUGUGGCCGAAUCUCUGGCUGCUGGCUCUCGCUCCCAGACUCAAACUCCGGUUGAUGCUGCGCCCACUUCCCUUGCUCCAUGGGCUAAGGAUACCCACGAAGUGCCCAAGGGUCCUUCGUUGAAGGAAAUUCAGGAGGCCGAGGCUCGCACUGCUGCCCAGCGCGAGGAAAUUGCCGCGGCCGCUCGUCGCGCCCAGCUUCUUGCCGAGCAGGAGCGUCUUAGCAUGGCUCAAGCCCAAGUUGUCCCUGGCCUUCCCUCGUCGGCCAACUGGGCCAGCGCUGGAUCCCCCGCUACUCCUUCCACCGCUGGUUCUCCUUGGAACACCAAGAGCCAGCCUGUCCAGACCAACACCGCGACCAAGAAAACCCUCGCCCAGAUUCAGAAGGAAGAGGAGGCUCGUAAGCAGCGCUUGGCUUCUGCUGCUGCGGCUGCCGCUCAGACAGCCACUCCUAGCCCCCCUGCUUCUGCUGCUAAGCGUUACGCCGACCUUGCCAGCAAGGCCCCGGCCCCUGUCGCUUCCGCUACCAUCGCUGCUACUGCUUCCGGUGCUUGGACUACUGUCGGCGCUGGUGGUAAGGCUAAGGCUCCUCCGGCCGCACCCCUCGGCCCUCGCUCUGCCAGCGGAACUGUCCCCAUUGCUCCCGCCGCCGCCAAGCCCCGUCCUGUUGUUGCUACUCGCACGACCGUUGGCAGCGUUCCCCAGUCCAACUCUAACCAGGCUGUUGAGGAGUUCACCAAGUGGGCCAAGCUGGCCCUGGGCAAGGGUUUGAACAGCAACAUCAACGUGGAUGACUUUGUUCAGCAACUUCUCUUCCUCCCCGCCGAGGCCGAGAUCAUCUCCGACUCUGUCUACGCCAACUCCCAGACUCUGGACGGCCGGCGCUUCGCCGAUGAGUUUAUCCGCCGCCGCAAGCUUGCCGACAAGGGCGUCGUCGACCCCGUCUCCCCCAGCGCAUUCGCUGAGCAGAAGAACGGUGGUGGCUGGUCUGAGGUUGCCAAGAAGGGCUCUGCCGCCAGCACUGCCGCCUCUCAGCAGCGUGAGGAGGAGGCUAGCAACGCCGCGUUCAAGGUCGUUGCUCCUCGCAAGAAGGGCAAGCGGUAA
Messenger RNA from Penicillium subrubescens, 4530 nucleotides. Its product is annotated as GYF domain-containing protein. Bases 1 to 4530 code for a protein of 1509 amino acids. The record is from RefSeq and is a predicted model, not a curated record. Lineage: Eukaryota; Fungi; Ascomycota; Eurotiomycetes; Eurotiales; Aspergillaceae. Gene Ontology annotation, molecular function: protein binding. The transcript is spliced from 3 exons.